GAGAUCAAAGGAGAGCAAGUCAGGGAACUGUCUGUCUGUGGCGCUGUGACAGCAGAGAGAAGCACAUCCACAACAAACAGCUACGACAAGAAAAUCCACAGACCUCCACAGACAUGUCGACGAACACCGUGUCCGCACGCUUCAGACGAGUGGACGUGGACGAGUACGACGAGAACAAAUUUGUGGACGAGGAGGACGGAGCGGAGAAUCAGCUGGGUCCCGAUGAAGCAGAAGUGGACUCACUCAUCAGGCAAGGAAAUCUGACAGAGGCUUUAAAUGCAGUUCUGAAGAAUCCACCAAUCAACACAAAGAACCAGAAUGUCAAGGAUCGUGCUGAGGGUCUGGUGGUGAGAGUCCUCAGUGCCUUUAAGAGCAGUGACAUUGAGAAAGCGGUGCAGUCUCUGGAUAAGAAUGGUGUGGAUCUACUGAUGAAAUAUAUAUACAAGGGCUUUGAGAGGCCGUCUGAAAAUAGCAGCGCCGUCCUUCUGCAGUGGCACGAAAAGGUUCUGGCCGCUGGUGGAGUGGGCAGCAUCGUCAGGGUUCUAACAGCGAGGAAGACGGUGUAAAAGAGAAACUAAGGAUUGGCUCACUCCACAUCGCUCACAGAUAACGGGGGAUGUGCUCCACUGUCGUGUUCUCACUGUAUAAUGUAAGAGAUGGCAUAGGAGCUAAAAGGAAAAACUGAUUUUUAAUCCAAUGUGAUCCUACCGUGAUAAAAGCUUCUUAAAGAAACAUCUGGGUCACAUUGCGUUAAACACUGUUUUUCCUUGUUUCUCCCUAUGCAUGGUCACCGCCCACUAAAUUGUGUUUCUCACAGAGUGCUACAGAAAGCUUCUCGCCUCAUGUCUCUGUAGCUUCCUUCAUCUUUUGAAUCCCCCUCCAAGUCAUUCCGUUACUGUAUGGUCCAAUAUCAACACCAGUGUGGGGUAGUAGCCUCACUGAAGCCUGAUUUACACUCAGAUAUUUUGUCGUGCAAUGUAAGAGGUAGUUUCCAUCUCCAUGAAGAAGUUUGAUCCUGUUAUACAGAGAUGACUGAAAUGUUUCGCUGGAGCAUAAAUUAAAAGCAUUUGAAGCUCUAGUGUGUAACAUUCAAAUCUAAACAAAAGUGCGUUACAUUCACAUCAUUGUCAAA
Solea senegalensis (Senegalese sole) is the source of this 1132-nucleotide messenger RNA. It is a transcript of the gene arpc5b, whose product is annotated as actin related protein 2/3 complex, subunit 5B. Gene Ontology annotation, cellular component: cytoplasm; actin cytoskeleton; Arp2/3 protein complex. Lineage: Eukaryota; Metazoa; Chordata; Actinopteri; Pleuronectiformes; Soleidae. The record is from RefSeq and is a predicted model, not a curated record. Bases 114 to 566 code for a protein of 150 amino acids. Gene Ontology annotation, biological process: cell migration; regulation of actin filament polymerization; Arp2/3 complex-mediated actin nucleation. Gene Ontology annotation, molecular function: actin filament binding. The transcript is spliced from 4 exons.